This is a messenger RNA of Cryphonectria parasitica EP155, 534 nucleotides long. RefSeq lists its product as uncharacterized. Lineage: Eukaryota; Fungi; Ascomycota; Sordariomycetes; Diaporthales; Cryphonectriaceae. The transcript is spliced from 2 exons. The record is from RefSeq and is a predicted model, not a curated record. The coding region runs from base 1 to 534 and encodes 177 amino acids.
AUGUCGAGCUCCAACCCUAGCCAGUCCGCCAUCAUCUGGCCCUCCAGGUUCACCCCGGGCCUCACGGACAAUUUCGUGUCCAACGAGCGCAUCGCCAAGGGCAUCACGGCAGCCCAGAUCUGGGCCCUGCUCGACGACAUCACCAAGUGGGAAUCCUACUACAAGAACUGCCAGCAAAUCACGCCACCCCGGUCCGGCGAGUCCCUGCUAAAGAAGGGCGACAAGUUCAAGUUCAGCACCUUUGGAUUCCCUCCCCUGGACUGCUCCGUCGAGGAGUCAGUAGCACCGGGAGGAGAGGGGGCGCCUGGUCGGCUCGCAUGGAUGGCAGACACGGGCGAGCUGCAGGUGUAUCACGCGUGGCUUGUGGAGGACUUAGACGGCGAGCGGGUCCGGAUACUGACGCAGGAGAGCCAGGUCGGCGGAGUCUUUACCGAGAUGAGCGAGGACAAGCCGAACGUGAUGCUGCUGGGCCACCAGGACUGGCUAGAUGGGCUGGUCAAGACGGCACGCGGUGAGAAGUGGGAGCGUAGCUGA